AUGGCGGGUGACCAAGGAGCCGGUGGCGGCAUAGAAAGCAACCGUCGCCAUAUGUCAACAUCGACCCGCAACGGCGAGAACGAGCCCAUUCAGGAGUCUGAGCCGCAGACCGGAAAGCAGACACAACAAGAGGAGGCGAAACCCCAGUUCAAGCAAUCGUCACAAGUCUCUCCUAGAGGCUUCAACCCACCCUCAAACACAUCAACGCCCACGACCGCACCUCUCAUGGCCAGAGCAUCAUCCAACAGUUCAACUGUGUCAACGCCGAAUGCGCCGACAGACAGCUACUUCGGAAGUGUGUCGGAGGUUAAGGCUUCCGCUCCCCGGAUCUCUCGGCCGAUUGAGCCCCCCGUGACAAAGGUGACCCUGAGCGAGUUAGAUGUUUGCAAAAUUAUGCACAACCCAAAGUUGCGUCACGAUAUCAACUUUGACCCGGAGUUGCACUUCCGCCCCAAUCUGGACGGCGACAAGGGCAAGAGGAAACAGCACAAGGCCGACCUUUUCUGGAACACCCUUCAAGAGCAGCUCAUUCAGUUUGUGAGCGAGCCAGAGUCCUUCUUCUCCGCACACGGCCAGGAUGAUGAUUGGUGUUUGCCGUCUUUGUUGAAGGCAGUCAAGGAAAUCAUUCAGACUUUGGUGCCUCAGAGAGACAGAGUUUACUUGGAUGAGGGGCUCAAUGUCGAUUUGCUGAUGCAGCAGUUCUACAGGGGAAUCGCAGACUUGGAAAAGCUGGCUCUUUGGCUUUCCCGAGUACUCAAAUCACACUGCGCUCCGAUGCGUGAUGAGUGGGUGGAUCAGAUGUAUACGCAGCUGAGCAAUGGAAACAGGACCAACAACGUUGAUGAGCUUGUCAAGGGCAUGAAGAGUCUGCUCAGUGUCUUGGAGGCUAUGAAGCUCGACGUCGCCAACCACCAGAUUCGCUGCCUUCGCCCGAUUCUUAUUGAGGGAACUAUUCCAUUUGAGCGCAAGUUCUUCGAGAAAAAGAUUCAGGGAAGCAAGCUAGACGUCACUCAAGCAAAUGCCUGGUAUAGGGAUGCCGAGCAGAGAUAUGCUGCUUCUGUGUCUCCCAUUGCCGCUCAUUCUUUCGGUGAGAUGUCGGUCUUCUUUGAAGCCAUCUCGCGCCUGGUCUUGCCCUCGGUACCCGAAAAGGCGUUGCCUAACACCUUCAUCUUUGACGAAGAGCGAUUUGGCAAGCUCCGGGCGGAUAUGUUGGAUGCCAUCAACUUGGAGGUCUGCAUGCGAAUGUACGACGACCUGGAGAGAGUCGGCCGAUUGAACGCACCCUUCUUCGCCAGCUCCUUCUCACAGUUCGACGACGAGCCUCGCAGCCGUCCUCUUUCCAUGACUCCCGACUUCAAUUUCAACACUCCGCCCUCGCGGCCGUCGAGUCUCGCCUUUAGCUCGGGCGACUCUGCCACUUCAUCGCCACGAUCUUCUCUCAUCCUGCCGCCUCAACCUACGUCCGAUCCCACCGAAUCUCUCGCCAAGGCCAGGGACGUCUACAACUCUUUGGUUGCUCUGCUCCACACCUCGCCGCCGCCGCGCAGGCACGAGUCUCGCUGGGAAGCCAUUGCUCCCUCGCUGGCCCUCCAAAUUUUCCGAUUCACCAACGCUCCCGCCGACAUGCUACCGGUUUUUGAGUCUAAGCUCGCUUCCCACGUUUGUGACAUCAACAGCCCAUUGUUUCAAGAGGCCGAGGCACACUUUCACCACAGGCUUUUGAUGGAGCUUCAGAAGCGGGUGCGCGAGUUCCGCGGGCUGACCGGAGUUGGUCUUUUCACCGUGGCCACUGGCGGCCGUGCCCAAGGCUCGGGACGAUCCAUCGGCAGUCCGGACCGCGAGAGCUCGGUCUCUGAUGGCAACCGCGAGACCCGGGACGACGGCGGAAUCGAGGACAUGGCGACUAGGCUGGCACACCUUGGUAUCCUCCACUGGAGAGUCUUCGCCGGCCUCGCAUACACGGAAGAAGAGCAGGCCGACAGCCUGAUGGAAAUGAACCAGUUCUAA
Messenger RNA from Colletotrichum fioriniae, 2007 nucleotides. RefSeq names its product Protein SOSEKI 1 (gene SOK1). Lineage: Eukaryota; Fungi; Ascomycota; Sordariomycetes; Glomerellales; Glomerellaceae. The record is from RefSeq and is a predicted model, not a curated record.